AGAUUAACUGUUUAAAAUGAAAGUAUUUUUACUGCUCGCUCUUAUUUACAUAAAUCCUGCUUUUUCAACCUUCAGGAAUGAUAUUGAACUGGUUCAACCUUAUCUAAAGAACUUUAUUCAUCCUUCUCAUCCUUGUAUUGGAUCAGUCAUUGGGGACUGGACAGAACAGGAAAAAAUUACAAUGGAAGAAGUUAUAGAUGUCAAGAUGUUGUUAAACGAAGAGGAAACUGUUGCCAUGAAGAAUGGAAAAGGAGUUGAAUUCUGUCAUUUGAUUAUCAGUAAUCUCAACAUAUCUCUGAAUGAUUUAGAGAAUAAACUUUGUAUAUCGAGAAGAAAAUCCGAGUGCAUUUUCCUCCAGAUUACAUAUGAUCAGAAAACCGCAGAUUUAGAAAAGUCCAGCCUUGAGGUUUUAAAGAAGGGUGAUUUAAGCAUUCUCAAUCUUUUCUUUCCUGGAUGUGGUAAAAUAUACAGAGCAGUGAGUAUUUUUAAUGAAAAGUUUAACAGAACCACCAGAAAUACUCAAAUUAUAAUUCCACAUCUCUGCUCACUAAAAGGGGUUUCAAGAGACCGCUAUGAUUCUCUUAAGGGUAAUGAUCUUGUUGGAGUAAAGGUGAACGUAGAGCACUUUAAACUGUUCCCGUGGUACAGGGGUUCAUAUAAUGCAACAAACAAAUAUGGUGAGAUGGUCCCGACAGGAACAGAAUACUCAGCAUUCUAUCUUUUUACCGAACAUUUUGGUCUGGGCUAUACCAUGAGGAUAGAAAAUGACUGCAGUGCCUUUAAUGAUACAUACUAUACAGGAUCUUGUAAAAACCUCGUAGAUAAGAAGAUUUUUAUAUACAUUCACUGUGCUGACUCCUGGAUGUUUUAUGGACCAUUAAAAUCAAAUUAUUUUGAUAAAGUCAACUUUUUCCCAAUAUCCUAUUCUGGUUCAACUAUAUUAUGUCCCCUUCCCUUGAAGAAAACCAGUUUUUCCCAAAUAAUUCAACCAUUCACUUUGGAGGUGUGGAUAAUGGUUUCAUCCAUCACUGUUGUGUCAGUUGUCAUAAUGUAUUCGUUAGUGGCUUUGGAUAGUUACCUUUUUGAUUACAAACCUGAUAUCACUAUGAUAGAUAUUGGUAUCUAUUCCUUCGGAGCCUACUUUCAGGAACCAUUUCAUGCUAAUAUUAGAAAUGGUAAGUAA
This is a messenger RNA of Eurytemora carolleeae, 1183 nucleotides long. RefSeq lists its product as uncharacterized. The record is from RefSeq and is a predicted model, not a curated record. The coding region runs from base 17 to 1183 and encodes 388 amino acids. The transcript is spliced from 15 exons. Lineage: Eukaryota; Metazoa; Arthropoda; Copepoda; Calanoida; Temoridae.